Electrophorus electricus (electric eel) is the source of this 2422-nucleotide messenger RNA. It is a transcript of the gene zpr1, whose product is annotated as ZPR1 zinc finger. Gene Ontology annotation, molecular function: zinc ion binding. The record is from RefSeq and is a predicted model, not a curated record. Gene Ontology annotation, cellular component: nucleus. Lineage: Eukaryota; Metazoa; Chordata; Actinopteri; Gymnotiformes; Gymnotidae.
GCUCGCUAUCCUUGCGUGUGCGAUUAGAAACACGUUUCUACUGUAACGUUUUCAUAGGCAGCCAGUUGCUGACUAACUAAUGGUCCAGUAACUUGCAAGUUUAUCUAACAUUCAAAUAUACUCCGUUCUUACCUUCAGUUAUAUUUCGUAGUACAGCCUUUCGACAACAAUGUCAGUGAUAGACGAGGAACACGUGCGAGGUGGCGUGUUUAAAGACAUUAACCCAGAAGACGAAGAUGCUCAGCCGACUGAAAUCGAAAGUUUGUGCAUGAACUGCUACGAGACCGGAAAGACACGUCUUCUACUAACCAAAAUCCCAUUCUUUAGAGAAAUCAUCAUAAGUUCCUUCACAUGUUCCCAAUGCCACUGGACCAAUACUGAAAUUCAGUCUGCGGGUCGUAUCCAAGAGCAGGGAGUCUCCUAUACUCUCAAAUUAAAGUCCAAAGAGGAUAUGAAUCGUGAGGUUGUGAAGACUGACAGUGCCACUACCAGAAUCCUAGAGUUAGACUUUGAAAUUCCUGCAUUCACACAGAAGGGCUCACUGUCCACCAUUGAGGGACUGCUUGACAGAGCAGUAGCAGGGUUAGAACAAGACCAACCAAUAAGACGGGCGACUGAUCCAGACGUAGCAAACAAACUAGACCAGUUUAUUCAGAGGCUGAAAAAGCUGAAGGAUGUCGAGGAAGAGUUCACACUGAUAAUUGAUGAUCCUUCCGGGAACAGUUUUAUUGAGAAUCCAUUUGCACCGCAGAAGGACCAAGCUCUCUCUGUCUCUCACUACAAAAGGACUCCUGAGCAGAAUGCAGCCCUUGGAAUACAGGACUAUGAGCCAGAGCAAGACGAUAAGCCUGCCAACGAUCUGGAGACCAUGAGGAACGAAGUACUGGUGUUCAACACCAACUGCCCAGAAUGCAAUUCACCAGCCUCAACAAACAUGAAACUAGUCCAAAUCCCACAUUUCAAAGAAGUCAUUAUUAUGGCCACAAACUGUGACAGCUGUGGACAUCGAACAAAUGAGGUGAAAUCAGGUGGGGCCACAGAAGAGCUGGGAACUAGAAUUACUCUUCACCUCACAGACCCUGCAGAUAUGUCCAGAGACCUGCUGAAGUCUGAAACAUGUAGUGUGCUGAUCCCAGAGCUGGAAUUUGAGCUGGGCAUGGCAGCCUUGGGUGGCAAGUUCACCACUCUGGAAGGCCUCCUCAAGGACAUCAAAGAACUGAUCGUUACAAAAAACCCCUUCACAUGUGGAGACAGUGCAACUACAGACACAGCUGAGAAGUUGGAGGUCUUUGGGAAAAAGAUUGAUAAGAUUAUUGCAGGACAAAUGGAUGUCCACAUUAUCCUGGAUGAUCCAGCGGGGAACAGUUACCUGCAGAAUAUUUAUGCCCCAGACCCCGACCCCGAGAUGAAUCUUGAGAAGUACACACGAACAUUUGAACAGAAUGAAGACUUGGGACUGAAUGACAUGAAGACAGAAGGUUAUGGCAAGACUGAAAAUUAAAAGAAUGAGUUAUAAACCAGCAGCAGUGGAUUGAGGUCAACGUUUUUGUUCAGUCACAACCAUCCAGUACAGACCGAUUCAUUGAUUUGGCGCCAAAGAAGUGAGUUCCAUGUUAAAAAAAAAAACGCCAAUAUCACCUUGACCUUUUCAAGUGAAUACAAAAUGACCUGGUUUGCUUGCUGCUGUAUAGGAUUUUUUUUAAACAUUGGUUUGGGUGAACUAUGUACAUUAUGCCUGUGAUGGUAAAUACAUUACAACAACAAAGUUGUUAUAAAAUUGCAAAAACGAUUAUAAAAUGUACCAUGUUAUUCAGAUAGUACCUAAUUUAUGUUGAAUGUAUUAUGAAUAAUACAUACACUGAUUUUAUUUAAGAAUGAGUGUAAAUGACUGGAUUUUGUUUGUACAGUAAAAAUGUGUAUAAUAGUAAUGCAAAUAUUAUUUUGUUAAUGAUUAUAGGUGAAUGAAUGCAUAGCCGUCUCCUUCCCUGCUUUGUUGUUAAAUUUGGACAAUGAAUAUGGUGGAAAGGCAGGCCUGAUUUUAGACCUGAGCAACCGUGGAUAUUUACACUGGCUCACGACUGACCGUGCAAUGGUCGUAAAAACCAAUACAAUGCAGUAUUCUGCGGCUUUGAAAGAGAGAUCGAUGCACUGAGUGUCUUUGUGCCUUACGCAGGCGCUUGACAUUUAUUGAAACAAAACGUUAGAACAGCGGAGAAAAACAACAUGGUUCUUGUCAUUGAGAGCUAUACCGAAGACAAUGGAACCAGCAUUGGUCCACAAACUAUGAAAUACGCAGAUUGCCUUUUCACCUCGCCGAUGAGUAAGCCGUUUGUUUUUAGAUAGUCUUUUAAUGGCAAGUUAAGACAUGUCCUUUGGCCAUUUUUAGCCAGUGGUGUGGUAGUGCUGACUUUGAUAUGGACGC